This is a messenger RNA of Anoplopoma fimbria (sablefish), 1687 nucleotides long. Its product is annotated as galectin-3-binding protein A-like. The record is from RefSeq and is a predicted model, not a curated record. The transcript is spliced from 6 exons. Gene Ontology annotation, cellular component: membrane. The coding region runs from base 94 to 1671 and encodes 525 amino acids. NCBI's taxonomy places the organism in Eukaryota, Metazoa, Chordata, Actinopteri, Perciformes, Anoplopomatidae.
AAAUAACUGAUAUAUAAGUUCGACUUUUCAUUUCUUCAGUGAUAGGCCUUUCUUCAAUUCACCUCAUUAGGAGCUCUGUGCACUGCAAUCAAAAUGAGAGAAAAUAUUUUCUUGUUAUUCUGCAUCCUUUUUGUCAGAUUUUCUGCUGGUGAUGAGGAAGGUUCUGUGAGGCUGGUUGGUGGUCGAAAUAACUCUGAGGGCCGAGUGGAAAUCUUUCAUGAAAGCGUUUGGGGGACUGUGUGCGACGAUGAAUGGGACAUAAAUAACGCUCAUGUAGUGUGUCGCCAGUUAAAUUUCCGUGGUGCAACAGGAACUUCAUCGUUUGGCGAGGGGACUGGCACAAUCUGGAUGGAUGACGUAAGAUGUAUUGGAGCAGAGAUGAGCCUGGUCAAGUGUACUUUUUCUCGGUGGGGGAAACAUAACUGUAACCAUGGUGAAGAUGCUGGGGUCACAUGCAUAAGUGAGCCAGAACAACUCCCAAGAAAGAAUAUAAGCCAACGGUACGAAUUGGACCACAAAAGAAGCCUCUCUACUCAGCUAGGGGAACUGUUUGACAGUGGACGGGGCUGUGACUUGAACAUUACAGUGGUGGAGCAAAACUACACUUUGGAGACAAUCUGUGCUCACAGCAUCAUCCUCUCAUUCCUCAAAAGGUCACAGCCAGACUUCAGCAGCCUCAGAAUUGAGGCCACCUCUAACUGCAGUCAGCACGCCAACAACUUUGUCAGAUACUUGUACACAAGAAAGAUCGAACUCACAAGAUCUUCUACCCAAUGCUUUAUCAAAAUGGCAUACGACUGGGGAAUGACAGAAGUUCAGAAUGACACUGCAGAUCUUUUCAGAGUGUUUCUUCCGGAGGAUCACACUUUCCAGACUCAGAUCUCUUUCCUUGUUGAUUCAGAUGAUGAGGCGCUACAGGAAGUUUGUCUUCGCUACCUUGCGUGGAACUGUGAGGCCCUGAUCCAUUCCUCAGUCUGGACAGAUCUUACAUUUGAUCUGGUCAAAUCUCUUCUGUCUCGCUCAGACCUUGUGGUGAAAAAUGAAACUGUCAUCCUGAACGGACUGGAGAGAUGGGCGGAUGCCCAAGAGAACAAGACUAUUCCUGAGAGCCUCCUGAAGCUCAUCCGUUUUCCAAUGAUACCAGUUGACGACUUGUACACACUUGACGGCUCACAGUACCAGGCCAGUAAGUUCCAGGGGUUUCAGUUUAAUGCUCUCAGAUACGUGACAUUGCUCAAUGAAGGACAAAAUGUCUACACACCCAGGAUUUACACUGGCACGCCGUGGAGCGUCACCUUCAAACCUUACAAUAAUCUGCAGUCUCUAUUCGAAACACCAGUUCAUAACAGUGCCUAUUUUACUUUUAGCAAAAUGACCUGGAAAGCAAGGGUAUACAUCAGUGAGGCAGAUUGUAUAAGUGAAUAUGGCACUUGUCCUUCUUUGCCAGCUGUAAGUUUGAAGGUGCAGGAAAAUAACAUAGAUUUCGAACGCAUUCGUCACAGCAAUAGGCUUGUUGUUAUAUGCGAAGGAAGCUACGUGAUCCACACUGAGGAAUUUAAUGCUCAGAAUGUUACAUUUAUUCCAAGCAGCGAAAAACAAAUGUAUUCAUGCCCAUCAAAGCUGUUCUCCUACAUGGUAGUAGUUCGUCCUUACUACACCUCUGGGCUCUAAAGGGAAAAAAAAACAA